Molecule: messenger RNA, 8192 nt
Organism: Acanthochromis polyacanthus (spiny chromis)
Lineage: Eukaryota; Metazoa; Chordata; Actinopteri; Pomacentridae
Product: ATP-sensitive inward rectifier potassium channel 12-like
Exons: 2
Coding region: 1788-3425 (545 amino acids)
Biological process (GO): potassium ion import across plasma membrane; regulation of monoatomic ion transmembrane transport
Cellular component (GO): plasma membrane
Molecular function (GO): inward rectifier potassium channel activity
Source: RefSeq, a predicted model, not a curated record
ACAGACGCACACCAGACACAAAAAUAUAAUAUACGCUUACAGCACAUGCACAUACAGACACAGUGUGGAUCAUUGAAAAGGAGUGUUGCUUUUUUUAAACCAUGCACACUACCGUUCAAAAGUUUGGGCUCACUUAGAAAUGUCCUUAUUUUUAACAGAAAAGCAGUUUUUGAAGAUAACAUUAAAUUAAUCAGAAAUACAGCGUAGACAUUGCUAAUGUGGUAAAUGACUAUUCUAGCUGGAAAGGGCAGAUUUUUAAUGGAAUAUCUGAAUAGGGGUACAGAGGAACAUUUCCAGCAGCCAUCACUCCUGUGUUCUAAUGCUACAUUGUGUUAGCUAAUGGUGUUGAAAGGCUCAUUAUGCAAUUAUGUUAGCACAUGAAUAAAAGUGUGAGUUUUGUCUGGGUGACCCCAAAGUUUUGACUGGUAGUGUACAUGCUCUUAUUUUGAAGGGAUGAAAUUAUUUGGAAACUGAAUGGAUUCACUAAUUUGAAAUGAUGGAAUGUAAAUAUUAUACAUAUAGAUAGGACCAAAGCAAAAAGCAACAACCUCAUGCAGGCCUCCACUUUUGUUUGUCAUCUGCUUUGUGUUACCAGCAUGACAAUAUAAUGAGCUUUAACAUAAAUAUAAACAAGGGGCAUGACUUUCUUUGUAAGUCAUUUAAUGCUUUUACUUGGUCACAGAGAGCCAGUUGUUGUCAGAAAGAAAUCAAAUGAUAGCUGAAAAGGUUUUUAGCAAUAUGAAGCAGCUAGAUGUUUCAUUUAUUGGAUAUGAGUACAAAUAUGAAAUGAAACCUGAUCUGUGACUGUGUGAGAAUGCAAAUCUGGGAACUAUGUAGGUGCUUUUGAUAUAGCUGAGAUGUUACAGCAAAUACGCUAACAUUAGUUAUAUAAAUCAGCAUUAGUAAUUUACAUAUCAGGUCAUGUAAAUGUAGAAACGACAGACAUGUAAGAAACAAAAAUAGUCCUCUGACAACAAAGGCAGUGGUGACAGGCUGGACUAUUAGUGGAUUUAUACAUCUUGAGUAACUUUAAAGAUCAAAAUUAAAAAAAUAAAAAUAAAUAAAAAUUGUGAGGUGUGAAAAAAAAAACAGAAACAGAGCUGUCAACCACAGCAUUUAAAUAAAUCAUGUUAUGAUUAAAAUAAAUUACAAUACACUACUGUCUAAUGUCUUGGUUCAAGCUUGACAGACUGUAAAUACGUCUGCAACACGGGGCUAAAGUAGCUCAUCAAAGUACACACUCUAGAUAUAAUUUUGUCACGGAGAUGAAACUGCAAAGUUCUACGACUGUGGAGCUACACAACAAGAUGUAACAUCCCCUCUGUGAAAAGACAACACCUUCAUGGCUAAAAGCAUUCUCAAGAGUCACGGCUUCUCAUGAUGUUUACCAGAAUCAGGUCAGGAUUGUGUCUCAAACCACAUUUUCUCUCACUAAAACAUUAUGCAAGAGCCAAACGAGGCACAAAGUGUAAUAUUUAGCCGCACGGAAACGUUAACGUGAUGACAAAAACCAAGACAGGUCAUGUUUUGUAUGUUUUUGUAGUACGUAUCUGCACCCAACCAGCAACUCCUGGAACCUUUCCCUCGUUUUAGAUGCUCACAAUCAGAUUUUAGAGUUCUUUUUUUUUUUUUUACAACCAUCCCUGCCUGCUUUUGUUUCUCUUUGUUUCUCCUGCAGCGUUCUUCUCAGUGGUCUAAGCACCAUCCUCACUGUGGAGAUCUGAUGUUUGCUAUCAGGGCAGAGUCUGGCGUCCCACUGUGGCCCUUUACCAGUGACCACUGGUGCCAUGGGAACAAGUAGAUCCAACAGGUACAGCAUUGUGUCAGACAUCUUACCAGAGGAGGAACGUCAGAAGAUCUCUAGCUUAGGACUCCGUAACGGCCACAGUUCACCCAACAUCAGAGCACGCUCAUCCUGUGACUCUGAAGACAGUAGGAGGAGGUCGGGAGCCUCCGCUGUCCUGCCCGGCACAAGGGGACAAGGAGGGAUGAACAACUACAACGGGAAGAUUCUGACAAGGGGCUCCACCCAAGUGCGGAGCCGGUUUGUGAAGAAAAAUGGACAAUGUAAUGUUGUGUUCACCAACUUGGAGGAAAGGAGGCAGCGUUACCUAGCUGACAUCUUCACCACCUGCGUGGACAUCCGCUGGAGAUACCUGCUGCUUAUAUUCUGCUGCAGCUUCAUGGUCUCCUGGUUGCUUUUUGGUAUCGUCUUCUACAGUGUCUCCCUGGCACAUGGAGACUUUGCAGAGCACCCUACGCUCAAGGGUGACGGCUUGGCAGUGGGAGGGCUGCAUGGACCCACGUCUGGACAGCUGGGGCCAACACAAAGGAUGCCCUGCAUCCUUCACGUCCAGGGGUUCGUUGGAGCGCUCCUGUUCUCUAUGGAGACCCAGACCACUAUUGGUUACGGCUGGCGUUGUGUUACGGAGGAGUGCCCCGUUGCCGUGAUAACAGUGGUGAUACAGUCCAUUAUAGGAUGCAUCAUUGACUCUUUCAUGAUUGGCACCAUCAUGGCCAAGAUGGCUCGGCCAAAGAAGAGAAACCAAACCCUCAUGUUCUCCAAAAACGCAGUAAUUGCUCUGCGCGACGGCAAGCUGUGCCUCAUGUGGAGGGUGGGCAACCUGCGGAAGAGCCACAUAGUGGAGGCUCAUGUCCGUGCACAGCUCAUACGUUCAUAUACCACCGCUGAGGGUGAGUUCAUCCCCUUAGAGCAGAUGGACCUCAAUGUGGGCUACGAUGAGGGCACGGACAGGCUGUUUCUCGUAUCUCCACUGGUUAUAGUCCACGAAAUAGACAAAGACAGCCCCCUGUAUACUUUAAGCCGAGCUGAUCUGGAGGCAGAUGACUUUGAAAUCGUUGUGAUCUUGGAGGGGAUGGUGGAGGCCACGGCCAUGACCACCCAGUUCCGUAGCUCCUAUCUUGCCAGAGAGGUCUUCUGGGGUCACAGGUUUGAGCCUGUGAUCUAUGAAGACCGGGACCGCUACAAGGUGGACUACGCUCGCUUCCACAUGACCUAUGAGGUACCAUCAACGCCACAUCUCAGCGCCAAAGAACUCGACGAAGCCGCGAGCCGGCCUUCUUCUGCUGCUUCUCCGGCAUCUGCGUGUAGAUCCGCAAAAGACUUGAUCCCCAGGUCGCUGAGCGCCUUCUGCUAUGAAAAUGAGGUGGCGCUGAGCUGUGGGGAGGAAGAGGAUGACAUAUUUGACUCCUCUCAGAUUGUAGGGAAGGAGAGAGCAGAGGAAAGAAGGACUUCAGUUUCUGUUGACUUCCAAAACAUGUUUCAUGACACGGCAACCAUGACCUCAGGCAGCCAUAAUGUCAUGUGUGUUCUGGACAUGGACAACAACCAGAUGGAGUUUGACAUCCUACAGACUGCCAUUCCUCUGGAUCCAGUGACCUAUAAGAGCGAGCAAGAGAUCUGAAGAGUGGAGGAGGGGUUGGGUCUACCUCGUCGUUCCUCUUUCACCCAGAAAGUUGGACCUGAAAAGGGAUUUCUUGGUGAUGUCUUCAGCUUUGGUCUGCAUGUACAAAAGCUGAAGCCCCGUUUUUUUUUGCCUUUCCAGUGUUGUUUUCUAUUCAUACUUGUUAGUUUUUCUUCUUGCUGCGAUUAAUCAUUGGAAAAAGUCUCCAAAAUAGCUUUCCAGGAAGAGCAGAACAACAAACCACAGUGAUUCUGCAGACAGUGACAGGCUUUGGGCUCUCGUUUGUUAUGAUUUCACAACCAAAGGAAAGAAGAACGGCAAAACUCCAGAAACUUGUCAUGUUUUAGACUGUAUGUAUAUUUUUAGUAGUUCUAAAUGAUCUAAAUGAUCUAUAUCUGAGAAAUAUCUAUUUUUUCUGUGAAUGUGAACAAGAUAUUUUCUGAAAGGAAUGGCAAUUCUGAUGUCAUACUAUUCUUUUUCUAAAAGAAGAUUGAACUCAAGACUUUUAUGGUUAGUUCCAAACAAGAAAAUGUUGGACUAUUUGUGCUUGAUAAUUUCGAUGUUCUUCAUGGACCUCAGUGGUCAUCGUUCCAGCAAUAGUUCCCUGCUAUUUCCAAAUCUGUGACACUGUCCGUUCAGUUAAAUCUUUUUCUGAAAAAUACAAAAAAAGAAACCCUUCUUUUUUAAAGUAUUUAAUAUACUUUAGUGAAAACCUGUUGUUGAUUUUGCUGUGCAGUAACAACUAAACCAUUCCAAGUGCAAUCACGAAGUGUAACAGAAAAGCUGAAUGUGAUUACGAUUCGUUAAGACGAUAAUUUUUAACAAACGUGUAGAUUAAUUGCAAAUUAGAGAGCCGUCACUGCAUUUUCAAUCUUAUGUUAAACCAGAUUUUGUGAAUUUAAAGCGAAUAUGUUGAAAAUAAUUCAGUUUUAUUAGUUUUUUUUAGGUCCUAAAAAGAAUCUAACUUUAUUCACUGUAGUUAAAGUAGACUUUAUGCUUACUUGAUGGGUCACUUUAAAACUUUUCUUUCUUGGUUUGUUUCUCGUGGAGGUUACGGCCCGUGAUAACAGAAACAUUACUGAGAAGAGGCUUUAAUUUUGUUUUUGUUUUGUUUUUUGCUGUUGCUGUUCGCCAAAGGUCUGGAGUUGGAAAGAAAAAAACACAGAGCGCCUCUGAUUUAUUAUUUGGAAAGUGGAACAAACAUGCUGCCUAAGUGUACUGUGAUAGUAGGAAGGUGUGAAGCACAACAGGAAACAAAGGGAUGGAGGUUGUUAGAGCAGUCGGUGGAAACGUGCAAUAAGUCAUUGGACCUGGACGGAGGAGCGGGUCAUGUGUAACUGUAUGCCCUGAAUGGAUUUGCCCUCUUUUUGCAGGGGCAAAAAAGAAGCUGAAAGAAGCAAAUGGUAUCAAACAUAACAGACAUUCAUAGGAAAUGCUAACUGAAUCUGAAAUAUUUUACUGACUGUACAAUUAAAUUUGGCAAAUCUUACUUGUCAGGUGCUUUAGUCACACUGAAAACAACAAAUGUGAGACGCUGUUAUGGUAAAUGAAUGCAUUUCCCUGUAACUGUCAGAUAGGACUAGUACACCUGCUGCAACUCAACUUAAAAGACUUUUAUUUUUUCUGAUUUUGAUUUCAUUAUGUUUUGCUGAUUAUAUGGCUCGAGCAGGUGUGUUCUUUUGUCUGUAUUAUUGUGGCUGUGUGAGACAGAGACCGACUAUAAAUCAUGUGCAUUUGAGCAAUUCAACAGUAUUUGAUUUCAGAAUUUUAAUUGUGUAAUUUCAUUGCAAAUAUCCAGGAACACAUUAAACAUAUGCAAACAGUUUUCUUGUCAAACCUACACUGCCAGCCAAAAUAAAUAUUAUAUUAGAGUUCACUCUCAAUCAAUACAUUUGUUAAUAUAUUAUAAAUAUCUGUUAAUGACCUUGGUGUUGAUCUUUGUAAUUUAUCUGACUAAUCACAGUUUCUUAAUACCUGGGUCAAUAUAUAAUUGAGGGACUUUUGAAGUCCAUAGGAUAUAUCUGGUAUAUCAACCCGGUCUCACGGGGAUUCGUGAAACUGUCACGUAAGUUUUAGUUUCGGUUUCGUGCGCACCAACACGAUUUCGUCAUGUUUUUCGUGCCGCUCACCACGAAAUGUUUUUCGCUGUGGUAAUCACAUCUGAAAGUGGUUUAUACCGGCAGAUUCAUGACGAUCUAAGCUGUCCAUCGGCGUAUACUGCUUGUGUGAUCGCGUUUGCGGCCGCCGGCCGCCGGACAUUCUUGAAAUUCCUAUGCAAAUUGGUAAGUGUACCACCGGCUUAUGGUUAGGUUAUGGUUAGGGUUAUGGUUAGGGUUAUGUUUAGGGACGAUGUCAUGCAAAAUAUAGCGUUGGAUUCGCCACGGUUUUACAUUAAAAAUAUAAUAUACACAUUCUUUUGAAAUACGUUCUGAGUGGCACGAAAAGUCCGCCGUUUAAAAUACAUUGGUGCGAAUUUCGUGGUGAGCGGCACGAAAAACAUGACGAAAUCGUGUUGGUGCGCACGAAACCGAAACUAAAACUUACGUGACAGUUUCACGAAUCCUCGUGAGAUCGGGCUCGGUAUAUAUAUAUAUAUAUAUAUAUAUAUUUUUUUUUUUUUUUUUAAAGAAUGUUUUUAAUGUUCAUUAUGAUCAUGUCUUUACAAAUUCCAUCAUUAUUUAUUAUGGAAACAAUCACUUAUUAAUAAAAAAUGACUGGAUAUCACUAAAAUGUCAAUUAAAUAACCAUCCAAAUUUAAUACCAACCAUCUUCUAAUUAGCUAAACAAUAAUAAAAUUAAUUUAUUAAAAAAUAGUUUUGAUUGUGUUCUUUUUAUUAAGUUGAGAUCAUCAUGACAGAUAUUUCUUUUUUGGCAAUAUAUCAAAUUUUAUAUAGAAAAUAACAAAUUCUGUGUCCGAGAAGUUCCCCGUUACAAAAACACCUCUCAAGGAAGUGUGUUGAUUCCAGAUCACAUGACCUGCUCCACAUGAUGUCAUUUCCUCCCGAAGAAAAGACUGGAAGACUCCAAGACUUUCUGAGUUAUUUAAUAUAAAGUAGUGUGUGAGUCAAGUGUAGAUUUAUGGCAUGUCACAAGUUUACAGUGUCUUUAUAAAUAACUUUCAAUUUCAAUUCUAUUCAACUGUAUAUAUAAUAUUUUAGAAGAAUCUUUCUGUAAAAAUGCCAUGUGGUGUUUGGUUGUAGGUGGUCAUGUUGAUUUGAGGCCUGAAAACAGCAGAAAUGUCAACUAUGCUACAAAAAGUCCCACAAUUAUUUACUGACCCACCUAACUUCAGUUCAUUUUACCUUCCCACAGUAUCUUAAGUGUCCCAAACACUGAGCUGUUUAUAUGUAAAUCCCUAAAGAAUUUCUCUGUAACAUUCAUCUGUUUGAAGGUCCCAUAUAGUGAAAAUCCAUUUGUAUUAUAUUUAGUUAUUACAAACUUGCAUGUGCACAGUAAAUGCAGUUAAGAUGUGAAAACAUUUUCUUCUGCCAUUUCUCACUGCAUUCAUUAUUAACCAAUAGUUGUCCAGCUCUGUGCUGUCAAUCACAGCAUGUUCUUAAUGAAGGGGCGGGAACAGCAGCGACUCAUUGGUUUUCAGAACAAAAUAUCCUGUUUAAACAGCCCUAAAACCAGAAAUUACACAGUCAUGGUGGAAUGGACCACCUUUGGCGGUAUUUAGAGAUGAAAAACACACUUUGGGGACAUGUGAGAGGAGGCGCAAUAUGGACCUUUAAUGCUCAUUUGCCUGAUUGUGAGCAUGCAGUAAUGGCAGGAUCAAUUUUAACUGGGCUGACAACAUGCUAACUCUGAUCAGAUUCUGAUUCAAAUAUCAGACAGACUGGUUUUAUGCCAGAAAGCUGCCACCAACAAAGAAUGAAAGCACCGACAAAAGCAAAAAUACAGAAAUCCAUCCAUUCAUUCACUAUACCUGCCUAAAGCUGAAGGGAUCUGGAGCUGAUUCCAGCUGACAUUGGACAGGUUAACACACAUACAAAGACUAUCAAAGCUCCUCACAUUCCCACCUACAGCUCUUCAGCUCUCCCAUCUAUGUGUUUGGACUGUGGGAAGAAACAACACAGAAAUCCAAUACAGAAAUGUGAAAUAAGUGAAGCUGCUAACUUAAGUAUGUUAGAGUUAUUUUAAUCCCUUCCUCAAAGUAAAAUUCUGACUAAAAAUAAGAUUUCAGGGCCUUAUUGAGCAUUCUGUCUCUACGGUGUGGUUCAGAGGUUUCAUCACGGAGCCAUAUGAUUAGUUUCACCUGCUUGGUGCUCUGACCUUUUGGUGGUGCUUUAUUAGAAUAAAAGAUGUGGUGUUACUAUUAAAGACAAACAGACAUGCAGUAUUAUUUGUACAUUUGUUUAAUAUGUUUUCUGCUCCCGGUGACUAUUUAAAUCAAUAUAAUUUCUACAUAUUACCUCUCUUUAUUGUUAUUAAAUAAUUUUAGAUUAUUCCUAAUGACUUUUAUUUUUAACUUACUGAAGAUUAAAUCAAAAUGUGAAAAUACACGUUUUGACUAGCAGUGUAUAAACGUCUGUAUGUGGAUUGUAUAUUUCACCAUAAACACAGAAAGGAGCUAAUUUAACAACAGAUGGAGUAUUUUGAUUCUUCUUGCUUUGUAUAAAUCUGAAAUACUGAUUUUCUCACCCCUGCUUGGCUAUAACACACACUGAGCUAACUAUUUUCCUAACUGAAAUAAGACGAAGAGACAAAAGCACUUUAUUCUUCCUUGUACACCUUUGAAUGUUGCAAAUAAAUAUUUAUAUAUUU